Misgurnus anguillicaudatus (oriental weatherfish) is the source of this 1810-nucleotide messenger RNA. The record is from RefSeq and is a predicted model, not a curated record. Lineage: Eukaryota; Metazoa; Chordata; Actinopteri; Cypriniformes; Cobitidae.
CAAAACUACGAGCAUAUCUGUAUGACGGCUACUACUCUGUUGGUAAUCUAAACUCACCAGGAGCCACUGCAUUGCCCACUUUUGUGACAUGGGAUUUUUACAGCUCACACUACCCAGAAAACAACAUGGACAGAUUCAUAGCAGCUGUCAUCCAAAACAAUCCAACCAGGAUCAACAGGGUUUUUCUCACAUCACGCACUUACCAACAGAACAGCUUUGAACCUUAUGACACGUACGAGAUCGCUCCUGAACUCAUACAUCAGAUCAGACGCCCGAAUAACAUUAGCUUAGUAGACUUUAAUAGUUAUCUGUUUAACACGCUAUCUCAAAACAUAGAUAUCACUGACUAUCAGAGAUACACAUUUGAAGACGCGUUGAGGAUUUUUAAUGAGCCAGGUCUUGCUGCGUUUCUGACAUUAGUUGGAUAUGAUGUCUACUACAGCUACAGAAACUCUAUAUUACGUUACAGUACACCUAACUUCAGUGGACUGAAAUUGUCUUACCAACCACCCCAAUAUGAUAAGCUUGAUCAGCUGAAACUAGAGAUGAGAACGAUGAGCAAGGGAUAUGCAAAACUCAUUUGGGAAAACAUACCAGUUAAGAUACAGGAAAAAUAUCCCGUGCAAGUUGCAGUUUGCAAUUCUAAAUAUACAGAUCAAGGAUGCUAUGUGAAAACAGUAGAUGAAUGUCCCAGCUUUUCAGUUGCACUAAAUCAUGGUCUUCAACCCCAACUUUUCAUAAAGCAGGAUGAUUUGGGUAAAACUAUUAUUUUUCAUGGGCCAGUAUUUGAUGAAGCUAACAGAGUAAUUCCCACUACAAUAAUUGGGUUUGAUGCUAGUCUACAGCUCUACACUAAAGACGGAUGGGCUUGUGCUCGACUCUUCAUCAAGAAGACUUUUAGGGAUUGGAAAAAAGUCUUCUACAACUCAUGGGUGGGGUUUUACAGUAGUAAGUACAAUGCAAACAACAAGUAUUACACCUAUCAGUAUGUUGUAAAGUUUAAAGGAAUACAAGAUGGCAGAGGGGGUGAUGAUUAUGAUGUGUAUCAGUAUGAGUCUAGUUUGGCCAUUGCGCCCGGAGUCCAAAUCCGCUUCCUGCUGGAUAAGACAUAUGAUUAUUUGAUCGCACAAACUCUGGCCUGGGAGGAUUCUCAAAAUGUAAUUAGAUCCCAAUAAUCUGAUGAUGAUGGGAAAUAUUGGUUGUCCAUUCCAGUCUUUACCUAAUUCCAGAAUUAAUUUUAGCCAGCACAGCAUUUUAAUUAUGACGAAUGACUGGUUUGCUAAAUGUAAAUAAUAUUCUAUUUCAUCCAUAUAUCUGUUAGAGAUAUCUUUUUGAAAACAUCUUGUUAACAUUAAUCUUUACAUAUAAAUCAUAGUAACGUCUAUGUACAAUUGAAUAUAUUUUGAUCAUUUUUAAUAUCAAAUAAUCUGAUUGCUUUAUAGUGCUGCAUGAUUUUAUUAAAGUGUAUCUAAUGUUAAUUUUUGUGUUUAUUUUUAAAUGAUACCUGGACAGAGUUUGCAUGUUUAUUUGAAGAUUCUACAGCGUACGCCUUAAGAUAAAAAUGACAAGAACCUAAAAUCCUCUGUAAGGAUCUAAAACAAGAUGAUCACUACACAAUGUAUCACAUGACUGAUACUGAAAACAAGACCCAGGUGAUGACACAUUCUUGGUCUGUAGAUUGCAAUCACUGGUGUAGGCUUACAAUGUUUUUUUACAAUAAUGAAAUAGUUUUUGAAAUCCCUGCUCGUGAGUCUUUUUCUUUUCUUUCAAGUAGGCAGUAAGUUUGCAGGUGAUUUCAGUUUAUAGUUUC